CCGCAUGCAAGUUCUGACACAUCUGAGGACCGAUUAUUGAGUGCAGACUGAACUGAUGUUAGUGGAAACAUGUUUGCAUCACCUGUGACUGUCAUCACCUUAUUGUGUUUCUGUUUGCUUCAUCCUACCUGUGGACAGGACUGUCCGAGCAGGCAAGAAAUACAAGGGUCUCUGAAGCAGGUCCAGAAGCUUCUGUCAGCCCAUGAAGCCUCCUACAUGCAGAGUCUGCGAAAUCUAAAGAAGAAAAUUAAUUUGCUGCUGAGCAGUGCAACGAGGCAGAACACAAAGGCCAUCAACAGUACCUGCCCAAAACUGGACUCACUCAUCAAUGGGAGGAAACUUGGCAAAUCACACAUCAUAGGCCAUGAGGUUCACUUUCUGUGUGACCCUGGUUAUGAACUUGUGGGAUCAGAGAGCCGGGUUUGUCAGGAAAGUCUGACCUGGAGUGGUCAGCAACCUACCUGCCGAGAUAUCAAUGAAUGUGCAUCCUCCCCCUGUCUGAAUGGUGGGACGUGUGUUGAUGAGGUGAACCAGUUUUCCUGUGUCUGUGCCAAAGGCUGGGCUGGAGUUACCUGUCGAAGUCCUGUGCCAACAUUCUUUGUCACCAUGACAAACACCUCUGCCGCCACCUCCCCAUCCACAGCUGCUGCUGCAUCCACUUUACCAGCCGCCACCACUGGGCCCUAUGUUCGUCCAUCACGGUGCACCAUAGUGCAGGGCACCACCCACUGCACCUGUGAGCCAGGAUACACCAUCUCUGGCAGAGACAGCUACACCUGCACUGAUAUUGAUGAAUGUGAGCUGUUUCAUAACGGACAGGCUGGGAGACUGUGUUUGCACGCUUGUGUUAACACCCCUGGAGGCUAUCGCUGUUCCUGUCCUGCAGGAUACAAUGUAACCCGUGAUGGACGCAGUUGUAAAGAUAUUGAUGAGUGUGCCACGAGGCAAAACAACUGCACAAAGGACCAGAUGUGCAUUAAUACAUAUGGUGGUUUCCAGUGUGUUCGUGUGGACUGCCCCAAAAUCCCUAAUGCUACAUAUGUCAAAACAUCGCCAAUGCGCUGUGAACGUAACCCCUGCCCUGUGGACAACAAGGCAUGCUCUCAGGCCCCAAACUCCUUCUCCUACCAUUACCUGGCUGUUGUAUCCAACCUAUCAGCUCCCCGCGUCAUGUUCAGAGUGUCAGCACUGCGGCCAAUAGGUGACACCCUUCGUUUCUCCCUGCUAGGGGGAAGGCAAGCUCGUCGCCACUUCACAGUGCAGCGCUCAGACCGCCUCACCGGUGAGCUGAUGCUGGUGAGCCCUGUGCAUGGCCCUGCCACUCUGGAGGCAGAGGUGGAGAUGAGUGAGCUGGAGAGGCGAGUUCAGCUGGGGAAAUACAUUACCAAAGUCACUAUGUAUGUUUCCCAGUAUGAAUUCUAAGAAAAAUCUAUUUAUUACACAAAAAAUUAGAAAUGAGUGUAGAAAAAUUAUACAUAUACCAAACAGUAAAACAGCACUUGACUUAAGGAUACUCGCAAUAAGAUGGAAGAGUAAAGAAUCCUAAGCCCAUCCUGAAAUAAAAUAUUAAUUUUUUUAAAGGUGCCUUAGCAUUUAUAUUUGCACCUAAUCACUGUGUCUACAAUUGUUCUGAUUUAUA
Molecule: messenger RNA, 1639 nt
Organism: Archocentrus centrarchus (flier cichlid)
Lineage: Eukaryota; Metazoa; Chordata; Actinopteri; Cichliformes; Cichlidae
Product: fibulin-7-like
Exons: 8
Coding region: 70-1422 (450 amino acids)
Molecular function (GO): calcium ion binding
Source: RefSeq, a predicted model, not a curated record